Molecule: messenger RNA, 1917 nt
Organism: Pseudopipra pipra
Lineage: Eukaryota; Metazoa; Chordata; Aves; Passeriformes; Pipridae
Product: endogenous retrovirus group K member 7 Gag polyprotein-like
Exons: 1
Coding region: 1-1917 (638 amino acids)
Biological process (GO): viral process
Molecular function (GO): nucleic acid binding; zinc ion binding
Source: RefSeq, a predicted model, not a curated record
AUGGGUCUGACACUCUCCACCUCUCAAAAGUUUGUGUAUAGACGCCUCAAAGACUUCGUCAUCGAGCACGGCCACCCGCUCGAUAAAAAAUCAGCCAAAGCGUUAGCGAGGUGGCUGGACCGCCAGGGCUUUGCCAUACAUGAUACCAUCUCAAUCGACAAAUGGCAAGCCCUAGGAUAUAACCUGUGGCGGGACUCUGACAGAGGCAAUAAAUUAGCCAAGGAGGCGUUAAUUGCUUGGAGGCUCAUUCUGAUGGUGCUACAGCACCAAAUGAUGAAUGCGAACACCAGCCUCGCCAAGGACACAGUUAAGGACAUGGACACUAAAACUGACUCUAACGGCACACAAAAUGGCGGGGAGGACACAGACAUAGACACCACCCUAGAAGAUGGCGGGAGGGAGCGCGGAAGAAAGCGUCGAUCUCAAAAUGGCGGCGAGGAGGGACCUCAGCGACACCCAGAGAGAAGGGGGGAGGGUGAAGAGCGCGGGAAACCAGCGCGGGAAAAGAAGAGGCGGGCCCCUGUAGCUCCACCCCGUGGGCCGCCUCACCCUCCUCCCACUCGCGGCGCGAGAAGUCCCUCCCCCGACGCGCCUUCCGACACGCCCACUUCCGCCACCCCAGUCUCCUCCCCGGACGCGUCCCCUUCACGACAUCAGCAGGAAGUAGUGGGCGGGGCUAGGGCAAAGGCCAAGCUCUCCUUCCGGAAAGAUGGCCGCGCCCGUAGGCCCCAUGGCACCAGGGCCUACCCCGCUCACCGGGACUCAGAUUAUGACGAUGGAUGGGCGCCGCGCUCCCCGGAAAGGCAGUCCUCCGUUCCGGAUAUCUGGGAGGCCUUCCGGGAGGAAGCGGCACGAGCCCAAGAUGUUGAAUUCCUCAGGGCAUUUCCGGUCUAUUACGAGGAGGGGAAACCCCCCGAGUGGAGACCGGUGUCCUAUCCAAUGUUAAAGGACAUCAAAAAGGCAAUCGUGGAGUAUGGGUUGGGGGCCCCAUUCACUAUAGGCCUCUUGGAAUCCUUCUUCCUUGCAUAUACGCUAAUCCCCUAUGACAUUCGGGCCGUCAUAGGAGGUCUUUUCACCACCGUUCAAGCCUCGGUUUUCGAGGCUGAAUGGAAAAAAAGAAUCGUUGCCUUUGUCAACGAAAAAAUGGAAAGAAGGGGGAUUCCAACCAGGCAGGCCAUUGACAUGCUUUAUGGCGAAGGGAAUUACUCCAACAGGGGGGAUCAGACCCGAUUAGACCCCAAAUUAUUAAAUACAACCAAAGAAUUGGCUUUAGAAGCAGUUAAAAGAGUGGCAGACGCCUAUGUGCAGGCGCCCUCUUUUACACUGAUAAAUCAGGGAACCAAAGAGCCUUUUGUAGAUUUUAUUACAAGGCUCAAAGAGGCAAUUGCUCGGCAGGUCCAACAAAAGGAAUCUCAAGAAAUUCUAUUUAACCGAUUAGUGAUUGAAAAAGCAAACGAGGACUGCCAGAGGGUUUUGAAAAUGCUUAAGGAUCCCACCCUGUUGGAGAUGAUAGAGGCCUGCAAAAACGUAUAUUCCAACGCCAAUAAAGCACGAGUCAUGGCCGCUGCAUUCUCAGGGCCCCAACACUGCUUUGAAUGCGGGGAAAAAGGGCACUUUAGAAAACAUUGCCCAAAAUACAGGUCGGAGCCCAACCUGCCAAACACCUUAUGUCGCAGGUGUGGGAAGGGGCGCCAUUGGACCGCCAAUUGCAGGUCCAAGACCAACCUUAAUGGUGAACCCCUCUCCCCAAAACCAUCUCCCAAACUCCGUAAGAAAGUGACUUUCUCAUCAAUGCCCAACCUAAGUCACUGUCCCUGCGAGCAGUCGGGAAACGGGGAGCUGAGCGCCAGGGGGGGCGCGAUGACACAAGUUGCCCCCCAUUCCAUCUUGCGCCAGCCACGCCCAGCUACCCCGUAA